Cladocopium goreaui is the source of this 5187-nucleotide messenger RNA. The record is from the annotation of a GenBank genome assembly. NCBI's taxonomy places the organism in Eukaryota, Dinophyceae, Suessiales, Symbiodiniaceae.
AUGCUGCAGCCGCCGGUCCUGGCACUAUGGCUCCACAAGCCGUCAGAUGGGCUGCCACUUCUUCAAGAGUGGCUGGUCACGGCCACUGACAUUGUCCACGGUGGUUUCGAGGGGUGGAGGGAAACCAUUGAAGUAAGGUGUCUCGACAGUUCAUGUCUUGGAAAGCAGAUGGAGUACGGAUGCUUCACACCAACAAAGGGCGUUGGCCGAUCAAGUAUCAUCUUGUUUGCUAUCCUCUACACGUUCCACAACUUGAAAGAGAAGCUAUCCAAUGAGGAGAUUGAGGACUUUGCAAGGUGGUUGCGCUCACUAUCAUCUUUCCGGGUGACCUUGAUGGAUGGUCCCAUUUAUGCCCUGGAGUUUCGACGGAUGCAGAUCCAUGAGCAGCAAACUGAGAAGCAGAAAAAGAACCCGCUGCAGAAAACGUUGGUGUUUUCCAAGCGCGCUGUUGAGCUGAAGUUGGUGGAUCCCAGUCUUGACGAUCGUGAUGCUUUCAUGCAAGCUGUUCAAGAGUACAACUCUUAUGGCACUGCAUUGAACAAUGCAAAAUGGCAAAUCGAUGAGUCCAUUGCGACCCAAAUGUGGGUGUGUGCGCAAAGGUUUGGAGAGAACUUGAAGCCCAUUUGCACAAGUAUCGCUUUGCAGAGUCAGUCCUUGGCUUGGACCCUGUCAGCCUUCAGCGCACAAACAUUGACAUCGACACGGUGGCUGCUAUCUGGCACUGCUGAUGGUGUUGACAACCCAAUGUGGCACAGCAUCCUGCAAGUCGAUGAGAAGAAGCAGCGUCUAUUCAUGGCAAGAAUCUUCUUUCUCCACGACCGUGCCUCCAAGCGAAGUGGUAGGGCCGCUUCCUGCCGCCUGACGUUGACUGAAUGGAACCAUGAAGUCGAACGCAUGUGCUUGGCUUUCUUCAUUCAAGAGCAAAUGAAGCUGGCAGUCAACCACGACGGCAACGCUAUCUUUGAUCAAGACAUCCUAAUGAAGGUGGUGAAGCGUUCUGUUGAUGGGAAAGAUCAUUUUCAAGCACCUGCUCCGGCCCAACACUUCGCAACUGUGGACGACAAGUUGGAGGAGCUAUCCAAAGAUGCUAGACGGAUGGCUUAUGAACAGGACUGCUUGAAGCUCACACGGGAUGUUGCCCAGCUGGGAUGCUUGUACCAGGAAGAAGUCAAAAGUGAACGGAGUGACAAAAUGAAAAAAGUGCUGCACUUGAAACAUCAAAAUCGACUUGGUGCCAGCUCCAUCAACCACUUCAUGGACCUAAACCUUCGCUUUGUUGCUGGACGGAUGGGGGAGCUGGAGGCUGCUGCCGACAAGUUCAUCAACGAUUUGGCUGAGCAUGAAUCUUGGGCCGGCACCGUUGUCUGGCUUGACUUCACCAAAUAUGGAAAGGUCACAGGAACCGACCUGAAUGACUGCUGCGAUCUGGUUGCCAGAAUUUUGGGGAAAAAGCCUCAAAAGACGGUGGCGGUCGUCAUCGGGCCAUACUUGGUCUCGGAAAAAGUGCAGAACAACAUGAGGGGGGAAAUCAGGAUGGCUGCGGCUCCCGGCCAGAAACAUGUGCCGCUCCAAUUCCCGGCAUGGGUCUGCAUGCAAGAGCAGUGCAUUGCUGACAACAUGUUUCGAUCCUCCCAACUUCUGACCGACAGGUGCACGCGAUCCAAUAUCAAUUGGCUUCCCGAGAGCAACUACGUGGUUCCGGCAGCUGGCAAAGAUAUGACCCCAUCUUCUGCAGAAGUCAGGUCCAUGUCGAUCUUCCAGGAAAGUGCUCAGUACCUUGCUGGCUUGGAGGUACCGAACCAGGUGUUGACAAGUUUGCUCACAAAGGUGUCCCUGCCAGAUCGUGCUGCGAUUGGGUUGGUAAACUUGAGCCCCUAUGACUCUUGGAUGGAGUGGGCAGCUUACCAGUGGCCGCUGAACAACACCGGGGUGAUCAUGCCGGCUCUUUCCCUGAGCAAAUCUUUGCAGAUUACCGAGUAUUGCCAAAGAUCGAUCGCCUUGAAGCUGAUGGAGGAGUGGAAACGUGGAAACCAUUUGAUGGGUUCGACGAUGCCCAAGUAUGAGCCGUCUUGCACGCCAGCCGCAAACGUUGACAUCAACAAGUUUCCACUGCAAGUGGCAAAAAUCGACAUUGUCCCCGGAAAGUCUGGUUGGGCUAAGUACAAAGUCUCUUUGCCCCAAAGCUUUCGCGGCCUCUACUACAGUGAUGUUCUCUAUGGGCCGGACUGGAGGGAGCUUCUGGCGGACUUUGACAAGAAGUUUUUGGGCUUCAACAAAUCUAGCAAAUCCUUUAAUUUUUCCAGUCUUUUGGAGUUUGAAUCUCAUCUGGCGUCCGAGAUGUCUUCACCUGACACCUUGCCAGAAACCCUGAGCUCGAUGCCUCUUUGGGAAGAACCGAAAGAUCUGGACCAGUUGACCACCACUUACGUGGUAGAGAACAAAUUUGCUGGCCGAACCCCAGGAACCACCCUCUAUUUAGUGCAAGCGAAAGCACGAAAUGGGGAAAUCUAUGAAGUUGUUGAUGACAAGCAGGAGUUCAAACUCUUCCUUGCCGUGGCGCACACUCCUGUUGCUGUGCCCAUCAAGGAGUUCCAGCUGGGGCACGGGUCUGCGAAGUUUCAAAAGCCUGAGAAGAUCGCUGCCAUGAAACGCGAAGGGAAAGCAGGCAGGGACUUUGACAAGGCGGCAGAAUCUGUCAGAUCUACAUCACCGCCGGAGUCUUCCACCCCAUUUUCAGAGCCCAAUGUAAGAGCUGGAGGGGAUCUUACGAAUCUGAAGCUGGAACCGAAGGCUAAGGCUCCAGCUGAAGUGGCUGAAGAACCAAAGCCUUUGCCAAUGUCAUCAUCUCUCAGUUCUGGGAAGUCCGACCCUGCCCUAUCACCAAAGGAAGUGGAUGAGCUAUCUGCGGAACUUCAAGAUGUUUUACACAUCAGAAGAGGAAGGCCAAAGAAGGAGACAGAGAACAAAGAGACAGAGAACAAAGAGACAAAGAACUUGUGUGCACCAGCAGAGGAGCCGGGGGCAGAAGUUGAAGAGAAGGACAAGCAGGAGGAAAACCAAGAGCCUGGAAAGAUUGGAGUCAGACAAGUUCUUGGACAUGUUCCCGCAAAGCCUGCAGCAAGGACAGCGGCGAAGUCUAAAGCAGCCAAGGACAAGAACAAAGAGCAGAAACCAAAGGCAAAAGCGAACCGCAAGAAGCCUCGCAAAGCAACAGAGGGAGGGGAUGAGUCUGAGAACCCUCUGGAAAGCGAAGAAGAAAUUGAAGACGAGCUUCCGGGGCCUUCUGACUCAGAAGAUGAAACAAAGCAGGCCACCAAACCAAAGAACUUAGAGGGUGACUUCAAGAAAGCAGCAAAGGGCAAGAAGAAUCGUGAUGAAGAAGAUGAACCAGACCGAGAAGAGAAGCGAAAGGCUGCAAAGAAAGGCAAGAAGAAGGUUGAGGAGGAAGGUGCAGGUGAAGAGGAUGAGGAUGAGGAUGAAGAGCCAAAGAAGGAAGAGAAGAUGAAGAUCAGGAAGCUGAAGGCGAAGGAGGAUCUUGAGGAGGAUGAUGAGGAUGGCCCCACAGGAAAGGUUUCGACUGGCAGCAAAACCAAGAAGGUCAAGAAGGCCGACAAGGACGAUGAGGGCGACAAGAACAAAUCCAAGGAUGAUGAUGAUGAAGAUGGAGCAGACAGAGAAGAGAAGCAGAAGGAUGGCAAGAAAGGCAAGAAGAAGGUUGAGGAGGAAGAAGAGGAUGAGGAUGAAGAGCCAAAGAAGGAAGAGAAGACGAAGAGCAGGAAGCUGAAGGUGAAGGAUCAUGAGGAGGACGAUGGUAGGAAGAAGGUUGAGGAGGAAGAAGAGGAUGAGGAUGAAGAGCCAAAGAAGGAAGAGAAGACGAAGAGCAGGAAGCUGAAGGUGAAGGAGCAUGAGGAGGACAAUGAGGAUGGCCCCACAGGAAAGGUUUCGACUGGCAGCAAAGCCAAGAAGGUCAAGAAGGCCGACAAGGACGAUGAUGGCGACAAGAACAAAUCCAAGGUGGGGAAGUUCAGCGGCACUGACAAGAAGACGGAGAAGAAGACCCAUGAACCCAAGAAGCGCCAGAAGCAGGAUGAUGAUGAUGAAGAUGGAGCAGACAGAGAAGAGAAGCAGAAGGAUGGCAAGAAAGGCAAGAAGAAGGUUGAGGAGGAAGAUGAGCCAAGACAUUCGAAGAGCAGCAAGAAGAAGGUUCAGGAGGAAAAACAUGAUGAGGAAGACAGCGAGGAGAUGGAGAACGAGGAUCAUGAGGAAGAGAGCCCAAAUGCAGCAGAAGACAGCAAGACAACCAGCGACAUGAAGGAUGAAAAGGAUGAAGAAGAAAAAGAAGAAACACUGGUGACUUAUAAGUGUGAUGAGGCAAGCACAGACGCUGAGGCGGACAGCUCAAAAGAGCCAGAGGUCCCGAAGGGCAGCAAAAACAAGAAGGCCGACAAGGAUGACGAGGACGACAAGAACGAAUCCAAGGUGGGGAAGUUCAGCGGCACUGCCACUAAGUCGGAGAAGAAGACCAAUGAACCCAAGAAGCGCCCGAAGAAGGAUGAUGAUGAUGAAGAUGGAGCAGACAGAGAAGAGAUGCGAAAGGCUGCAAAGAAAGGCAAGAAGAAGGUUGAGGAGGAAGAAGAGGAUGAGGAUGAUGAGCCAAAGAAGGAAGAGAAGAUGAAGAGCAGGAAGCUGAAGGUGAAGGAUCAUGAGGAGGACAAUGAGGAUGGCCCCACAGGAAAGGUUUCGACUGGCAGCAAAGCCAAGAAGGUCAAGAAGGCCGACAAGGACGAUGAGGGCGACAAGAACAAAUCCAAGGUGGGGAAGUUCAGCGGCACUGACAAGAAGACGGAGAAGAAGACCCAUGAACCCAAGAAGCGCCAGAAGCAGGAUGAUGAUGAUGAAGAUGGAGCAGACAGAGAAGAGAAGCAGAAGGAUGCAAAGAAAGGCAAGAAGAAGGUUGAGGAGGAAGAAGAGGAUGAGGAUGAUAGCGACACUGAGGUCGAUGAGAAACCGAAGGCAGCAAGCAGCAAGAUGAAGGAUGAGGAUGAGAAUGACAGUGAAGAGGACGCUACGUCAUUUGAAGGCAGCGAUGAUGAAAGUGAGCCCGAGGUUUCCCGCAAAAAGCCGGAGCCCAAGAACGCGAAGAAGAGAAAGAGCAGCAAGGCAGGGUUCAAACACUUUAGAGUUUGA